Molecule: messenger RNA, 2976 nt
Organism: Cydia strobilella
Lineage: Eukaryota; Metazoa; Arthropoda; Insecta; Lepidoptera; Tortricidae
Product: T-complex protein 11-like protein 1
Exons: 9
Coding region: 291-1772 (493 amino acids)
Biological process (GO): signal transduction
Source: RefSeq, a predicted model, not a curated record
UUGACAUCUAAAUUGACAAGUAAACGAAAACAUCUGUACUAUAAAUUCAGUAAUUUACUCCUAUUAUUAACAUAAAAAUAUUCACUCCCAUGACUACACCAUCGAUGAGAAAAGUUCGGUUAAAGUUUAGGGGUUGUACUUUGUUACAUUAUUUACUUUUUGUGAAGUUAGGUUAUGUUUUGUUAUAAGUCAAUAUAGCUUCGAGAUGACAUGAGUUUUCGAGUGAAUGCCUUGAAAAAGUAGGCCUUAUAAGGGAGUUAGUAUAACGCAGUUUACUUCAGUUUUCCGUGAUGAGUGAACGUGAGAGUUCAAGUAGUUCGGGGUCUGCGGACCCUAAGAAAGAUGAAUCGAAAAGUUCAUCUCAGCCUGUGCCUACUGGACCAAGUGCUCAUAGCUACUAUGCCAAUGAGCCCAUCCAGUUCCGUGUGCGAGGCUCCACCAUCACCGGAGCGUCUCCACCGAGCUUUGUGACGCUGGACGACAUCAUGAAAGCCGCACAUGGCAUGCAGAAUAUGGCACUGGCCCAUGAGAUUGCUGUUGAUAAUGACUUUAAGCUGGAGCCUUUUGAACCACCAGAUAACAGCUAUCAAAAACUGGUGAAGGAAACAAUGCACAGAGCAUACUUCGACAUUCUGAGAGAGCAACUCAACUCUGACCCUCCUUGUUACAAGCAGGCUCUAGUGUUACUUGAAGAUGUGAAACAAGGUCUAUUCUCCAUUCUGCUCCCCCGCCACACUCGCAUCCGCGAAAUGAUCGAAGAAGUCAUAGACUCAGAUUUCAUUAAACAACAAGUAGAGAACAACAGUUUAGACUUCGACAAGUACGCCAAGUUCGUCAUAGAUCUUAUGGCCAAGCUAGCCGCCCCGGCCAGGGAUGAGAUGAUACAGAACAUCACCACGCUCACUGACACUGUGGAGAUUUUCAAAGCGAUCCUAGAGACCCUAGAAGUACUGAAACUGGAUUUAGCGAACACAUUGAUCGCAAUGAUACGACCGCACGUGCAGAAGGAGAGCGUGCACUACGAGAAACUGAAGUUUGAAGAGAUGCUUAAGGUUACUGAAGACGGUCUUCAGCACACUCGGGCAUGGCUAUCACGUCACAUAGACAAGACCGACCUAAGCUUGCCUGUCACAGACGCUAAUAUUAUUAGGAAUGUGACGGCCCAGACUUUAGCAAAGGCGUACCUAGAGUUGUUAGAGUGGGAUAAGGGAUCUGACACAUAUCCAGAGACGGUAACCCUAGACGCUCCUCGCUUCGCAGAACUCGGUACACAAGUGUACAGAUUAAUUUGCGUGGCGUCGCUCAUACUGUCCAGCCCUACGUGUGGAGAUGCGAGCGCAGCUGCGCGACACAAGCUUAACCUUAAGGAGAAGAUCGUGAUUAUCCUAGGAGACACUGCGACUGAUACGCAACUGAAAGCAGUGCUGCCAUCUGUCGCCGAAGAAGUUAUAGUGGUCACCGAUCAACUACUGGACUCCCUUGACCAGCAACCGUUGACAGCAGACACUAAGGAACUUAUCCGGACCCAGAUUAUCUCCCUGAGGGACCCCGAGCAUAGAGUCAGGCAGAUUGUUCGUCAAAGGGUCCUAGAAUUCCUGAAAAUGAUCCUAGUGUGCGCGGGUGGCUCUCGCCAGAUACCCGUCGGUCUCUCCGCCUUAGCUCCCGAACUCACCAACAUUUCGGGCACUCUCCUCCGCUACGUGAUGCACAACAAAGCUGUAUUCACGAGUUACUAUAUCGACAUUGUUACUGAAGAGCUCAGUAAGGGCUAGGUUGAAGAUAUCUACUACUUGAUUCUGUUUAUUACUUUGGAAUCUACGUAACGUUAUAAAUAAAUAAAUAUAUUCUUCCCUUUUUAUGUCGACAUUAUGGAAGAGUAGAAAAGAGACGACACUGAACUAUAGAUUAAGUACUACGAGCGUACAGUCGAAAUCAGAAAUAAAUAUACAUUUCCUCGCCAUAAUCCAUUGCAUUGACAAAAUGUAUACAUAUUUAUGAACUCGACUGUACAAGGAUGAAUCAACUUGUCACGUUCUCCUAGGCCACUCUUUAAAGUCUAAUUUUAAGGCAUUUAUACGCACUAAAACACGCUUUUUGUGGUAGUUAUAAACCCUUUCCAUAAAGGGUCCUAAACCGUGUCAGUAGUACGUGGUAUACAGUUUCUUCUAACUGUGCUAAUAUUGUCCCCUAGCUGACGGGACAGAAUAACCGCUUAGGGCUUGUGAACAUAUCACGCGAGGUUCGAUAGGGAAAAAAAUCACGUUUUUCGUGUACGUGUAUUUUUCUACGAAAUUUUCGACUGAAAAUUUUUCAAAAAAAUACACGAGGUUUUAUGUGGUUUAGCCAAGAACCUCACCAAAUAUCACCGAGGGGGAGGGGUGGUUAAAAAGAGGGGUGGUUGGUAGUAGCAGAUGAAACCUCGCGUGAUUUGUAUUUGUGCACAAGCUGUGAAAUAUCAAGUUUAAGUUUCUGAUUUAGGUCACAAGGUGGCAGACGCUCUAACGCGUCCCUAUGUAACGAUGUUACGAGACAUUCCUCUGUGUUUUAACCUCGUAAGGCCCACCAUACAAUUCCCUAUUUUUAAUUUGAACCUUGUUGUAUAGAAGAUUAGGGUGACUUUCGUUUGUUUUAGAAAACAAUGACACAAAAGAAAUGCUACUUAAUUCGGUUAGUGUAAGGUUCAAAUUAGAUUGAAACAGAGUUUACAUUGUAAUGCACAUUGGGCCUUACGAGGAUAAGUCGAUUCAGGAAAACAUUGCGCGGAUUUUAAAUGAGAAUUUUAACAGUUCUAUAAAAAUUUCGCGCCAGUUCUUAUGAAUUGACUAUACGUCUUGCAUGAAUUAUGUAAUUGAAUAUUGACGACACGAUAAAAUAUGAAUGAAAUGAAAUAAUAUGAAUUUUGUGUUAUAUACAUUUUUACUGCUAAUAUAAGAUAAUUUUUUUUUUACUUAGUACUAACCCAGGUAGCAAAAUCAC